AUGGCUGCGGCUCACGGAAGCAAAGGAGCCUGCGGUCGGCCGAUGUUGAUUGUGUUAUUCAAUGGACUCGGCGACAUCCGCGCUGGGACCGGAGGCGUCAAGUUCAACAAGUCCUGGACGCGCCGUCCUAUCGUGUGCGGUGCUUCCCUCUACGUCGCAUUGACCUGGGCCUGGCUCUGGGAUUCGUGGAACGUGAACCCCAGCAGUCAUAUGUUGGAAGGGAAAACGGCUACGAACAAAGAGGAAGAGGAGGGCAAGAGAUGGAAAAGCAGGUAUCGUAUUAUUACGAGUCCAUGCCACCAUUUGCUGUGCCAUCCUCUCCGUGAUCCAUCCGCCGUGAACUCGGUGGCCAGCAGUCGAUUGGUCCACGGCCAGACUACGAAAGCAGCUUCCGAGUGCCACCUGGCAAUGUUGUGCUGCAAAUGGAGCAGACACCAGCCCUUUCUCGAACGAAGAGGACGGGCCUCAGAUCCAUGCACAGGUCGAUACGUUGAGCUAGCGAUCCCAAUGCUGGCCGAGAGUCAGCAGACCGGCGCUGUCGGGGGCUCUGGCCAGCUCUCUGCCCUGUACGGUGGGUGGGUGCAGAUGCCAGAGCGGCUCUGGGUGCAAAUCAUCGAUAUGCCCAAUGACUAA
Trichoderma citrinoviride is the source of this 633-nucleotide messenger RNA. RefSeq lists its product as hypothetical. The record is from RefSeq and is a predicted model, not a curated record. The coding region runs from base 1 to 633 and encodes 210 amino acids. The transcript has 5 exons. NCBI's taxonomy places the organism in Eukaryota, Fungi, Ascomycota, Sordariomycetes, Hypocreales, Hypocreaceae.